Messenger RNA from Macrosteles quadrilineatus (aster leafhopper), 3596 nucleotides. RefSeq names its product sodium-coupled monocarboxylate transporter 1-like. The transcript has 15 exons. NCBI's taxonomy places the organism in Eukaryota, Metazoa, Arthropoda, Insecta, Hemiptera, Cicadellidae. The coding region runs from base 242 to 2185 and encodes 647 amino acids. Gene Ontology annotation, molecular function: symporter activity. Gene Ontology annotation, biological process: sodium ion transport; transmembrane transport. The record is from RefSeq and is a predicted model, not a curated record. Gene Ontology annotation, cellular component: membrane.
GUUGCCGCUCUUUCGACCAGUUUCGCGCGCUUUUCACACCCUGACGUCCGCAGUGUAUCCGAUUGUGAGGCGAGGUGCAAGUUGAAAUAGUUUUUUGACCUUUUAUCUCCAGAGUUACGAAAAUAGAUCACCUAAGGACUCGACUCAACAGCAAAAGAGAACUUUGGAAGAAGAAUCGGUGGAUGCGUCCAAAUCAUCACUUUUAUCACAGGAAGUCAUCACUUGUGGCUGAGGCACCAAGAUGGCUCUGGGUCUCGUGGCGUCCUUAGUCGUGCUUCCCGCAGUGCUGGCAUCUGACUUGUGUCCCCAACAUGAGCAUCCGACGUUCGAGUGGCUCGACUACGUCGUGUUGGCAGCAAUGCUCGUCGUCUCAUGCUGCAUCGGCACCUUCUACGCUUUGUUUGGCAGCAAAGCCGAGACUUCCGCUGACUUUCUGCUUGGCGGGAGCGACAUGGGCACGAUUCCCAUGGCUAUGUCUUUGGCUGCUGGGUUCAUCACCGCCAUUGAACUGUUAGGGAAUCCAUCGGAGAUGUAUACUUACGGCACUCAGUUCUGGAUGACCUGCGUAGCUUUUGUUAUUGUUGUUCCUAUAACUUCAUACCUGUACCUGCCUGUGUACAUGAAGUUGAGACUAACUUCAUGUUACGAGUACUUGGAGAUGAGAUUUAACAAGAAGAUCAGAGUAAUAGCUGCUGCAUUGUACAUGCUCCAAAUGGUUUUGUACACAUCUGUUGCUGUUUAUGCUCCAGCUUUGGCGCUAAGUCAUGUGACGGGGUUGAACACAUACAUAGCAGUCUCUCUGGUCUAUGUAGUUUGUAUAUUUUAUGCCUCCCAGGGAGGAAUGAAGGCUGUGAUAAUGACGGACACGUUUCAAGCGGCCGUGCUAGUGUUGUCGAUUGUUGCGAUCAUCGCUCUCGGUCAGGACCUGGUCGGAGGAUUUAAACACAUUGUCGACGUCAACUACAAGUCCGGGAGGAUAGAAGUUUUUGAGUUGAACCCCAACCCGACCGUGCGACACAGUGUUUGGUCCGUUGUGAUUGGUGGCACUGUCUAUUGGACCACAAUGUUUUGCUCCAACCAGGCUUCCAUCCAGAAGUACAUGUCAGUCGAGUCCAUCGGUCAGGCGAGAAAAGCAUUAUGGGUGAGCUGUGUUUCUCUGAUAGUCAUAUUCAGCAUCAACUUCUACACAGGAAUGAUCAUGUAUGCUGAAUACAGCAAUUGUGAUCCCAUCAGAAGCAAGGUGAUUUCUGCAUCGGACCAGCUGUUACCUCUGUUCGUAAUGAAUACUCUCGGUCAUUUGCACGGAAUUCCAGGACUUUUUGUUGCUGGAAUAUUUGCGGCAUCUCUUGGGACUGUGGCCUCAGCUAUGAACUCCCUCGCCGCAGUCACUAUCAAAGACUUCCUUCACGGAGUUUGUGACUACACGCCCAAGGAACACAGAGGGGCUUCGCUAUCGAAAUGGAUAUCAGCUGGCUUCGGUAUCCUCAGCUUCAUGUUGGUCUUUGUGGUGGAACAGCUGGGGAGUCUUCUUGAGGUGGCGCUCAGUUUCAAUGGAAUGGCUGGAGGUAUAAUGCUGGGGUUAUUCUCUCUUGGAAUGUUCUUUCCUUGGGCCAACUCAAGGGGAGCAUUAAUAGGAUCGUCAGUAGCGAUGGCGCUGAUUGUGUGGAUCGGGAUCGGCACACAGAUUGCUCAGACUCGCGGCUUUGAGGCGGAAGUACACAAACCAACUUCACUCGAAGGCUGCAACUGUAACGCAACCUACAUAGACAAUCCUGCUUCUCUGGACAGUGGAGAAGUGUUUGUGCUCUACCAGAUCAGCUACCUGUGGUAUUCUGUGAUCGGUUUUGUCGUCACCGUAGUGGUAGGCCUGGGCAGCAGUUUGGUCUACGAGCCCCAAGACCCUUGUCGUCUACAUCCAGACCUGUUGUCUCCUCCGAUCCUCUCAUUGUUGCAAAGUUUACCUAACUCUGUGAAAGAAUCUAUUGGCUGGCCUGUACAGUCGAAGUCUUCCACCGAAAAUAUGGGAGGAUCAAAAGACAUCAGCUCAAAACAAAAAGACGGAGAAAACAAAGGAGUGAUAAACUUGGGAAUGGUGGUGGAUGAGAAUAAUUGUCCACGGAGCAACGGAAUUGAGACCAAAGGAGUGAUCAACCACGGGCUAGAAAUGGAGAACGAAACUUUCUGAUUGAGCAGAGGAAUCACCGUAAAAAUAACCUAAGAUUUUAAAAGAUAAUUUUAAGAAGUCGUAGAAAGGAAUAACGUUUAGCUCACUUACCUAAGUAAUUAAGAGCCCAGAGACUUAGAGAUAGGAAACCAAUCACUCAUCAUAGCACGUGUGUUUUGUUCUUUUUUUAGAACUUUUCAAGGAAGUAAAUUUUCAGAGAAAUUUAAGAUAAAAUGAAAAAAAAACAUUGCUACAAUAGGACAGUAUUAUACCAGUGCAAUGUUGUGUGAUAAUUUUACUGUAUCUAAAGCCACAAAACUAAUUUUCUUAUUAAUCUUGUUGAACUUUAUUCUUUUCAAGCAAACUUUUAAGCCGCACAGCUUGCCUUUACAUUAUAACCGAUAAUUUAUUCUGAUAUCUAUAAAAAAGAUUUUCAUUUCCAAAAGAUCUUACUGUGAUAAGGAUUUGGCUCAAGAUAUGUGACUUUUGGUCGAGGAUGUUGAAAUAAUUAUUGCAAGUUUCAAAACAAAAACAAAAUUAAGAGGGCUUGUUUUCAAGGAGGAAAUGAAAGUAGGUGCAAGCAGAUGCUAUCUUUUAGUAAAUUCUGAUCAUUGUUCGGGUGUAAGUUAUCGAUCAAAGUUAAAGUCAAUAGUCUUUAAUAUAAUCUUUAUUCACAUUUAUUGAGUACAGAGUUGUGCCAAUCAAGUUGAAGUUAUUGAAACGUCCUGGAAUUUACAUACACAAUGUAAAUUUUUGAUGUUACUUAAAACUUUAUUUUGUUGAUACAUUUUUGUUAGUUUGGCGAUUGCUUUACUUUAAAAUAAUAUUAUUGAUUAUUUAGUGUCAGAAAUCAAUGACCUAUAAUGAAAGAGUUUUCCAAAAUUUGUUUUAAAGCGAGUUGGUGAAACUUACGUAUGACAUUCUAAUUUUAUUUUGUAAGAUUAUUUAAGUAACUCAUGUUCGGUAUGUCAAAUGUAUAAGUCCAAUUCAAAAAGAGGUAUUCAAUAUUUUUUUUAAAGUAAAGAGUGACAUAAAAUAUGUAGUGCAAUAUUAAGUUGACAUUUUGGAAAUUAGCUGUACAUCCAAAAAUGACUGUGAUAGCUGAUCAUUCUUUUUUAAUAGUGAAGACCGUCUCUCCAAUCAAAUGUAGUAUUUUUAAAUAUUUGUGAGUUAAGAUAAGUAUUUUUAAAAGUGUAAAUAUAGUCUUAGUGUAGGUUGUAAAGACCAAUAAAGUAUUAUAUUGAAGUUGUACAAUAGAUAGUUGAAAUCUGAAUGACCAAUAGAUUUUUAACAUUGUAAAUAGUAAAAAUGAGUACCGGUAGUGUAAGUAAAAAGUUACACACAAGAUGUGAUGAGAUGUUUAAGAUGCUGAUUACUAACACUUACACAAUAGUACCUGCUUUUAGUGUUUUGUAUGUUGUUGAAUAAAAAU